AUGCUGAAGCGUGUGGCACACACCAAGUGGCUCCUCUGGCUGCUGAGCACGGUGCUGGCCCUGGCGGCGGGCGCGGCGGCGGCGCCGGUGCCGGCGGUGCCGGGCAGCCCGCUGUCGGACCGGGAGUACGAGCAGUUCUUCGCCAGGAUGCACCCGCCCUGGCAGGCCAACAUGUUCUGCCUGCUGCGGCAGGCGUACGGCUGCCUGAGCCCCAGCAUCCUGCGCAUGGACCAGGCCGAGAACCACGGAGAAAUCCCCAAAGGGCCAGUCUGCUCUCAGUUUCCAGAGGUGGCGGAGUUCCAGACCUUCUGCCAGUUCGCCCAGUACCGCUGCCUCAAACAGCAGUUCUUCAUCAAGCGAGUCCCGUGUGCGAGCAAGUCUCUCGCCAGCCCCUCCCCGAUGGAGCGAUCCCGCCCCGUGCAGCCCUCGCCGGAGGGCAGAGCCUCCCCUGUCACACCAGCUCAGGAACCGUGGCCCACGAAGCCCCCCACAGCCAAUCCAGAGGUGCCCACGCCCUGGCAGAACAACAGGACCCUGCACCCACCAAAUCUCUGGGCUGACACCUCACCUUCCAGGACGGAAUCCCCCGACGAGCAAAACCUGAGAAAAAGCAUCUGGCAGCUGAUCCAUUCGGCCCUCUCCUUGGAUGCAUCCUUGGACAGCCACGCCUCCUCUUGGAACUCCUCCAGCUCGGGCCCAGGAUACGCAUCAGAGGAGGGAACUGCUCCCCGAGGCAGCCUUCUAGCCCUGCAGAAUGAUGAGGCAGUGCUGGUCCUGUGCUAUGCAGUGCUGGAGGGAAACUGCCUCUCAUCAAUGCUCACCACGGCCUGGAAGGAGAUGGAAAAAAGAGUCUUUGGGUUCGGAGACUCGGUGUGUGACAACCUCGGGCGGCACCACGUGGACCUGUGCCCCGACUGCGCCUUCUGCUCGCUGAAGAGGGAGCAGUGCCAGAACAUCGAGAGCCUGAACCGCGUGCACUGCGACUCGGGCGCCUUCUCCCCCUACAUCAACCCCGAGAUCUCCGCCCAGCAGGGGCACAUCCAGGGCCAGUCCAUGUCCUCACAGACCCUGAAUGACUACAACAUGAACUUUCUGAGAGGGAUGAGGAUGGAGUACUGGUGCAGCCGGAUGGCCAUCUAUGGCUGUAACGACCCUGCUGUGACCCUCUGGCUGAAGGCAGAGUAUGAAACCUUCCCAGACACGGAUAGCUCAGGAAAGAUCUGUGACUCGAGCGGGCUUCAGCACCCCGACUACUGCAUGUUCAAGAGCUACCAGUGCUUCCUGAAGAGCAUCUACAACGAGAGGGUGGUUCGUGUGAAAUGCAGCCGUAACAUGGCCUACCGGGUGCUGAGUGCCAGGGAGGGACAAAAGGAGGUGCAGCUGUGGCGAGAGAAAUUCCGCAGCCUCUCCAGGAAGAAAUCACAAAAAUGA
Molecule: messenger RNA, 1431 nt
Organism: Camarhynchus parvulus
Lineage: Eukaryota; Metazoa; Chordata; Aves; Passeriformes; Thraupidae
Gene: ACRBP
Product: acrosin binding protein
Exons: 10
Coding region: 1-1431 (476 amino acids)
Cellular component (GO): nucleus; acrosomal vesicle
Source: RefSeq, a predicted model, not a curated record